GGCGCAACAUAUUUUGUUAAUAUAGUGAUAUGGAGUUAGUUUGAUGAAUUUGUGAAAGUGAAGGCCAUCCAGUCUUUAUUCUACUCUCAGAGAUUGUGAUUGCAGGGGCUCAUCCCUAUCGCCAUGGCGCUUUCUCCACCUGCAAAAACAAGCAAAGUCUCCGCGCUAAGUAAGUCUAAACAAGGUCACUCUUCUCCUUCCGGGAGUGUGAAAAGGAAGCUAUCAUUGCCGAAGGAGCGGCGCUCCAUUUCUAAAGAAAAUGAAAAUGGUGAUUGCAAGCAACCAGUGAUGAAAGAAAAUGAAAAUGGCGAUAGCGAGCAACAAGUGAUUAAAGAAAAAGGAGGAGCGUCCAAGCGGACGAAGUGUCCAGGGGUUCGUGUCAUCGGAGGGAGGGUUUAUGAUUCUGAAAACGGAAAGACCUGCCACCAGUGCCGGCAGAAGACAUUGGAGUUCAUGGCGUCUUGCAGAAAUGUCAAGGGGGGCAAAACAUGCACAAUGAACUUUUGCCCCAAAUGCUUGCUUAACAGAUACGGAGAAAAGGUUGAAGAAGCCUCUAAGUCCGAGGAGUGGAAAUGCCCAAGGUGUAGGGGGAUAUGCAACUGCAGUAUCUGCAUGAAAAAACAAGGAUGCGUCCCUACUGGAAUUCUUUCACAUGCAGCAAAGGCAACUGGCUUUGCGUCUGUGUCAGAUUUACUACAAUGCGAAGGACUUACUCUGGAUCAAGUUGAUGCUUUGAAUUCUUCACAACUGGAUGGUCUUUUUGAAUCUAUUUGUUCUGGAGCUAUGGAUGUGAAAGACCUUGCAAAGAAAUUGAAGCCUGUUCAGGGUUCUUUAAUUUCGAAACAGCCAACUGACAUGUCUUUAAAGAAACAAUGUAUUCCAUCUCUCAUUCAUCUCCUCAAAGAUGAGAAGAUUAAGAAGCUGUUCAAUAAAUGCUCUUCUCCUUCAAAAGAGGGAAACGUUCAGAAGUCAUUUGAUCAAUCACCCGCGCCUUUAGAUUUAAACGGCAUCUCAUGUUCUGAAGAAACGGCUAAUUUGAGUAAAAGCUCGAAAAAGAUCAAGAGAGAGAGGGGUGUUGAAGUCAAGAUGAUUGUUAAUGAAGAAAAACUGGGUAUUGACAAGAACGUGGAUAAGGCGUCAGAUGUCUCGAGUUCGGGUAACGGGGCAGUGACAACAAAAAAGAAGAGUAAAACUAAGAAAAAUGGCAAGAUCAAGGAAGAAAAGAAGGAUCUUAAAGAUAUACAGGGACCAAAGGGAGGGAACGACUCAGAUGUCCUAUCACGUCCUACCAUUUCAGAACCUUCAAAUCCUAAAAUUAAGGGCCAAGUUAUGACUGGAAGUAAAGAUGACAAAGAAAUUGAGGAUUCUACAGAUAUCACAGAACCGGUGCAAAGGCAAAAACAAACACAAUUGAAGAGAAAACAAAAGAAAGUUCAUCCUUCUGAGAUUUCUACUAGUACAGGAAAUGAAGCAACAGCUGAAAGUAAUCAUGGUCCUGAUGCUGCUGAGAGGAAAUCAAAGAAACAAAAAUCAGGCUCCACAAUUUCCAUUGAAAACAAGAAUACAGUCAAAGGUAGUGAAGGACAAACAAUUACUGUAACACAUCGUAAUAAAAAAAUUGCAGAAAAAGAUCUAAAUAUGAAGAAGCAUGGGAUUCCCAAGGAAGAGAAUGUGCCUAUUAUUUCACCGCAGGGCAAGUUGAUGAGCUCAGUGGCAGGUAUAGAAUUAUCAGCAGGUGAUGUUGGGCAAGCACUGCAGUUUCUUGAGUUUUGCUCAGCGUUUGAACAAGUUCUUGAUUUAAAGAAAGGUCUCCCAGAGUCCAUUUUAAGAGAACUGACACGUGGUCGUGUUAGUCAGCGAGGGAUGUAUUCAUCAAUUGUUCAAUUUCAUGUUAAGCUGUUAUCGUUGAUUGGAGAGGAUAUGGGAGAAGAGUGUGAAAUAUCACACUCAGGUAGUGGUGGAAAUUCAUGGGUGCAGGCUCUCAGAAGGCUUGUGACAAAAAAGUCUUCAUUACUGAAAGAAGAUGCCCAACCUAUGUCUUGCAAUUCAUCUUCAGAUGAACAACAGAGGCUGAGGCAAGAAAUAUGUCAAUUUGAUAGCUUUGCUAAUGCAAGUCUCAGAGGUGGAGUUGAAGGAUAUGAGAUGUUGGACCUUUCUAGGAAAUUGAGGCUUCUUAAUAUUCUUUGUGAUGAAAGCCUUAACACACGGUGCUUAAGGGACUGGAUUGAUUCUGCAAACAGUAGAUUUAAUGAAUACAAAAAAGAACACCAAGAGGAACUCAUGGCUGUAAAAGAAAAGGCAAAAGAAGCAAGACAAAGAAUGAAAGAUGAAAUGGCUCGUGUUCUUUUGUCGUCAAAGGAAGGAUCUACGCUAACAAUAAAUGAACAUGAUGAACUGAUUUCAAGAGUGAAACUGGAGGCUGAAAAAGCUCGGGCAGCAAAACAAGAUGCAUUAGAAGCAACUUCUAGAAUGAAGAGGCCAAGGUGUGAUGCUAUACGAACACAGCCUAUUGCUUUGGACGAGAAUGGACGAGCGUAUUGGAGGCUAAAGGGAGAAUCAGAUAGAUCGGUUUGUUUGCUUCAAGAUGUUAGCAGCUGGGAAUCUCUUAUUGGUCAUGAUCAAUGGUUUCUGUACAACGAAGAAGAGGAAAACAUUCUUGUUAAAUAUAUUUCUUGGACAAGGGCAUUGAAAGCUCGUCAACAUCAGCAAUGUCGAGUAUCUCCACAGUCGUGCAGCAAAAUAAUGGAUUCCGAACCUGUAUGUGCGAUUGAGAUUGCUUUAGAUUAAGCUAACAUCAAAUGCAGGGGAGGAGGCUGCUGCUGUUUGAAGGUUUAGCAGCCGAGCCGUCCAGUGCCCAUCCAUAUGUUUCAAACUAUCAGCAAAUCCUGAUUUAAUAUUGUCAGCUGAGCAAGCAGUUUUGAAAAGACUGGAUUUGACCUUAUCGUCUCAUUUCUGGAAUUCAUUAUUAGUAGCUUAAGUUCGUUUUGAGCCACAAAACAUUAGUAGUUGAAAUGCUUUCAGUAUUUGAUAUUCCAAAGGAUAUCCACGGCCCCACAAAUCUCAUCAAUGUAUUUUUUGUUUGAAUUGGCAAUCCAAAAGUUAAUAUCUGAAAAAUGAACACUAGAAGGAAUAGUGGUUUGAGGACGGAGGGGUGGACUUUGUUUCUUACUUGGGAUUGUGAGCUCUUCCCUUUGGAAAGAGCGUAUUAUUUGUGGGAUGGUCUCCCCUUUAUAAAGAGCUUAUUAUUGGUCA
Molecule: messenger RNA, 3252 nt
Organism: Cryptomeria japonica (Japanese cedar)
Lineage: Eukaryota; Viridiplantae; Streptophyta; Pinopsida; Cupressales; Cupressaceae
Exons: 14
Coding region: 124-2787 (887 amino acids)
Biological process (GO): regulation of DNA-templated transcription
Cellular component (GO): nucleus
Source: RefSeq, a predicted model, not a curated record